This is a messenger RNA of Camponotus floridanus (Florida carpenter ant), 1790 nucleotides long. RefSeq names its product beta-1,3-glucan-binding protein-like. The transcript is spliced from 8 exons. Gene Ontology annotation, molecular function: carbohydrate binding; hydrolase activity, hydrolyzing O-glycosyl compounds. The coding region runs from base 137 to 1531 and encodes 464 amino acids. The record is from RefSeq and is a predicted model, not a curated record. Gene Ontology annotation, biological process: carbohydrate metabolic process. Lineage: Eukaryota; Metazoa; Arthropoda; Insecta; Hymenoptera; Formicidae.
GAUGCACUAGCAAGUAGUAUCAGUAAAUCAUUUAAUGUAAGAUACGCGCGUGCAUGUGUCAGUCUUUCUCUGAAUUUCACGCGAAUCUGACGCUUAAUAAAUAUCAUUUCAACAUCAAGAAUUGGUAGUCUUAAACAUGUUUUCUUGCAAAAUUGAUCUUGCGAUACUUCGGCUAACGUUCGCAUUAAUAUGCAUAUUCGCGAAAUCGGGUUUUCCUUACGUGUUGCCAGAUCCGAUCUUCGAAGUACUAAAACCGCAAGGCCUUCGAGUUUCCAUACCUGAUGCACCGGGCUUAAGAACAUUUGGUUUCCACGCUAAUGUGAAUAAAGCAAUUCGCGCUAACGGAUACGGCGAAAUCGCUGGUAAUGUCUAUUUAACGACAAACAACCGCUGGGUUUUCGAGGAUUCGGAAGUGACUAUAAAAAAUAGAGAUGUACUUCAUUAUUGGAUUUAUGCGCAAGUGGAUGGAACUCAGCAUAGAAGCGACGUCCGGAGGUGGACGCAUUCCUUGGAAAACCAAGAAACUACGUGGAGCUCUACAUCAAAAUAUGAAAUUCCGACCACAGAAAAAUAUUCACGGCUAUUGCUCGAGGAUAAUUUCGAUUCCUUCAAUAGGACAUUAUGGAAACGCGAAAUAAAGAUGCCUUUAAUACCGGACUAUGAGUUCUGCGUAUAUCACAAUGAAAAUCAUGAGCAACUUGUACAAGUUAAGGAUGGUCAAUUAUUUAUAAAACCGAGUAUAUUAGAGGAUUUAUAUGGUGAGAACGUGACUGCUUUCGGAAGAAUGCAACUUAAUAGAUGUACCAGCACGAUUAGUUACGAAUGCUCGCGACAGGCAUUAUCCUAUAGCAUUUUACCGCCUAUUAUAUCUGCGCGUCUUACCACGAAGGAACAUUUUGUUUUGCGAUACGGAAAAAUCGAAAUCCGUGCCAAAUUUCCUCAGGGUGACUGGUUAUAUCCAGAAAUGUGGCUCGAGCCAAAAUAUUAUACGUACGGUGCAAAUUAUACGAGUGGCCGUGUUCUUUUGGGUAUAACUCGGGGCAAUGAGAAUUUAGUGAACGCCACAGAUGUUUCGAAAAUUUACGACUCCCGAAGAUUGGAUUUUGGCGUGAGAGUAGGUGCAUUGCCAAACGUUCGGGAAAUAAUCGUAUCGAAGCUACGCGAAUUCGGACCGCGAUGGACGCAGGAUUUCCAUACAUACACGACUAUCUGGACUAGCGAUGGUUUCACGUUUUUGGUCGAUGGCGAAGAGGUUGGCCAAGUGAAGCCUGGCGAAGAAAAAUGGUUGAGUGGAGCCAACGCAAACAGAAAAAAUGCUCCAUUCGAUCAAGAGUUCUAUAUUACUCUCGGCGUCGGUGCGGGUGGAAUACGUGUAUUUCCGGAUAACACGACCAGUUUUGGAAUACCAAAACCAUGGAAAAAUGUGGAGGCUAAGUUUUAUUUAAUUAUAGGCAAUGUUGAAUUUCUGGAAAUCUCGAAACGAAUGGCUGCCAAGUUGGAGAAAAGACAAUGGCAAAAAGACUGCUUUUGAGAUAGAUUACGUUAAAGUAUGGUCUGAUUGAAUUAACGCGCUUACAUUUGUAACUCAUUUCUUAUCAUUCAUAUAUUUUGUAACGAUUGAUCUCACAGACCUUUUCGAAUGACGUAUAUAAAUAAUUAUUCAAUACUGCUGUAUUAGACAUCAAUAAAAAUCAGCGGUUAUUAACUUCUGAUUCAACGAUGACGAAAAAUUAUAAUGUUGCUAGCAAUAUUAUAUUCUAGUACUCGAAAGCCUCACUGAUAUAUGUGAA